Aspergillus pseudoviridinutans is the source of this 921-nucleotide messenger RNA. Its product is annotated as putative GPI anchored protein. The transcript is spliced from 2 exons. NCBI's taxonomy places the organism in Eukaryota, Fungi, Ascomycota, Eurotiomycetes, Eurotiales, Aspergillaceae. The coding region runs from base 1 to 921 and encodes 306 amino acids. The record is from RefSeq and is a predicted model, not a curated record.
AUGAAGCCAUCGUCCAUACUCUUGUUCGUUUCUGGGGCAUUCGCCCUUAAUCCAGUCCUCCCUGUCCGUAUUCCCAACAACACACUCGUCUCCGAACCCACAACAGACAUCGUAUCCGAUCCCCUGGCCAAACGCUGGACCUGCCCAUCGACCUGCUCCACCAAUAUCUGCUGCGAAAAUGGGUUGUGCGUCUGGUCCCUCAGCAACGUCUGCUGCGGAAGCUACUUCUGCAACUCUGGCGAGCACUGCUGCGGAACGGGGUGCAUGCCCAACGGCGCGGAGUGCUGUGGCGUACAGGGGUACUGUCCAUUGGGAGAGCGAUGCAUGACCGUCAACGGGAAACUGGGCUGCUGUCCCAAUGGGAAUUGCGCGCAGCAUAACACGAUAAAUUAUUACACGCAGACGGAGAAUCACUACACCACGGCCUACCACACGACGACCUAUACCGGGGUGGAGUGGACUUGGUAUUCGUGGACAGUGACAUGGACAUACUGGGUCACGUUUUACACGUACUACGCCCCUGUGACGGCUUCGAUUCGCACGUCGACUGUCACGACGACGUCGACGAUUGUUUCGGUGCAAGCGACGGCCGGGUCGGACGCUUCGUCCUCGUUCACGCGGCUCUCGGCUACGAUGAGCUUCUAUACGCCUGCUAGUGCGACGAACCCAGUAACCCCGACGAACGUUGCGACGGCCAGCAGCUUUCCGACUUUCGUUUCGGGGGGUGAUGGUAGCAGUAGUAGUAGUAACAGCAACGGUGGCAGUGGCGGUAACGGGGGUGGUGCCAUUUCGGUCAAUGGAGUCACGGGAGGUACUGGAGGUAAACCUAAUGCUGCAAAUGCAAACCGCAGACUUGGAUGGGAGACUGUGUUGUCUCUGUCCAUCGUGGUGGGAACCGGACUUCUGAUGAUAUGUCUCUGA